Aegilops tauschii subsp. strangulata is the source of this 798-nucleotide messenger RNA. RefSeq lists its product as uncharacterized. Gene Ontology annotation, molecular function: protein binding. NCBI's taxonomy places the organism in Eukaryota, Viridiplantae, Streptophyta, Magnoliopsida, Poales, Poaceae. The record is from RefSeq and is a predicted model, not a curated record.
AUGGACAAGACGGAAUCCCUGCCGGACGACGCGCUCGCCCACAUCCUCGGCCGCCUCCAGCCGCGCGACCUCGCCGCGACCCGCUGCGUGCGCAAGGCGUGGUGCGCCAUCGUCGACGGCCGCCGCCUGCUGCUUCCCCACCUCCUCCCGCGGGCCGUGCGCGGCCUCUUCCUCAACUACGGCGACCACGCGCGCUUCUUCGCCAGCCCCUCCUCCACGCCGAUCCACAGCGAUCUCAGCUUCCUGCCUUGCUGCGGCGGCAGCUCUACAGAACUCGUGGAUCACUGCGGCGGCCUCCUGCUGCACCGUGACUGGAGGACCCUCUGCGUGAUCAACCCCGCCACCAGGCGCUGGGAAGAUCUUCCAUGGGAGGACGACGGCUGCGACGCGUACCUUGCGUUUGACCCUGCCGAGUCGCUGCACUAUCAGGUGUUCUCCGUCCCUUCCGACCCCGAGAAGGUCGUACUGAACCCACACGAUGAGUUUGAAGAGGAUUUGAUCGAAUGUCCACCAUCCACCUGGACCAUAAACGUGUUCUCGUCCAGCACAAGGCAGUGGCAGAGGAGAUCGUUUGUCCGUGAAGCCGAGGCUCCGGAGACAGUAUUACAUCCAAUAUCCAUGCCAUGGAGCCGCCAGAGGGGUAGGCGAAGCGUGUACUGGCGAGGAUCACUUUAUGCGCACUUUUAUGGCGUGUUUCUUGUGAGGUUAUCUUUAUCAAAUGGGAAGUAUCGAGUAAUCAAAACACCGAUAAAUGACGAGGAGAGCAUUCACGUCAAUGUUUUAAAUAGCCGGCUAUAG